Messenger RNA from Python bivittatus (Burmese python), 4339 nucleotides. RefSeq names its product nexilin F-actin binding protein (gene NEXN). The record is from RefSeq and is a predicted model, not a curated record. NCBI's taxonomy places the organism in Eukaryota, Metazoa, Chordata, Lepidosauria, Squamata, Pythonidae. Gene Ontology annotation, biological process: mitochondrial fusion.
AUGCAGGAGCGGGCUGCGCACCGGGACUUUUAUGGAAACUUGCAGAGCCCGAGGCUGGAGCCGCAGCCAAGGGGCGCGCAGCACCAACGGUAGCAGCGGCAGAGACGCUCACCCAGCUACUCUCACGCCCACCCAGCCGCUUGGGAUUAACGAAGACGCGCAGCGCAACGCUCCCAGGUAAAACUGAAAACGGACAUUUUUGCAUACAUUUCUUGCUGGACUACAGAAAGCAAUCAUGACUGAUAUCGCACAGAAGACAGAGAUUCUGCUUUCUUCAUCUAAACCUGUACAAAAGUCCUAUGUGCCCAAACUUCGAAAAGGUGAUGUAAAGGAUAAAUUUGAAGCCAUGCAGAAAUCAAGGGAAGAAAGAAAUCAGCGACGAACAAAAGAAGAAAAGCAAAGAAGAAAGGAACAAUAUAUUAGAGAGAAAGAAUGGAACAGGCGAAAGCAGGAGAUGAAAGAACUUCUUGCUUCUGAUGAUGAAGAAGAAAAGUCUUCUAAAGUAGAGAAAGCCUAUGUUCCAAAACUGAUAGGAACUGUCAAAGGAAAAUUUGCAGAAAUGGAAAAGCAGAGGCAAGAAGAAGAAAAGAAAAGGAUGGAAGAGGAGAGGCAGCGAAGAAUUGAACAAGAUAUGAUAGAGAAAAGAAAAAUUCAGAGGGAACUGGCAAAAAAAGCUCAAGAGAUUGAUGAACAGUUAAACAAUUCGGGAACUGAAUCGGCAUCGGAGGAAGGUGAUGAGUCAGUGCUAGUGACAGUAGUUCCUGUAAAACCUAGCAAAUCACCUGGAAGGAUGAAAAUAAGUUUUGAAGACCGAGAGAGAGAAAGAGAAGAACAAGAAAGAAGAAAGCUUGAAGAAGAAAAACGAUUGAGAUAUGAGCAGGAAAAGGAAGCUCUAAGGGAAAUCAAAUAUUUUUCACCAGAUGUGGAUGAAGAGGAAAGCUUUGAUAAUGAAAGGAAAGAAUCUCCCUCUCCUGGUAAAGUUAAAUUAACAUUUGAAGAAUUGGAAAGACAAAGGCAAGAGAAAGGGAAGAAGCAAGCAGAAGAGGAGGCAAGGCUACGUUUGGAAGAGGAAAAACGUGCCUAUGAGGAGGCAAGGCAACAGAUGAUAAAUGAAGAGGAUGAAGAUAAAGAAGAUGAACAUUCUGUCAAGGAAUUCCGCCCUGGAAAACUGAGAAUGACAUUCGAGGAAAUAGAAAGACAAAGGCAAGAGGAAGAAAAAAGAAGAACAGAGGAAGAGGCCCGAAGACGUAUAGAAGAGGAGAAAAAAGCAUUUGCUGAAGCAAGAAAAAGCAUGGGGCCAGAUGAUGAACUUUCACUAAUGUCCAAAACUGUAUCUCAAGAAUCUCUGACACCUGGAAAACUGGAAAUUAAUUUUGAAGAGUUACUGAGACAAAAAAUGGAAGAAGAAAGAAGACGCACAGAAGAAGAACGCCGACAAAAACUGGAACAGGAAAAGCAAGAAUAUGAACAGCUUAAACAAGAAAUGGGAGAGGAGGAGGAAGAGUGCGAAACCUUUGAGCUAAGCAGGGAAUAUGAGGAGCUAAUAAAGUUAAAAAGAAGUGGUACAAUGCAACCAAAGAACUUAAAGAAAAAAUUUGAAAAAAUUGGAGAGUUAUCUGAGGAAGAAACACAAAAAAAAAUUGAGGAAGAAAGAGCAAGGAGGAGAGCUAUAGAUCAAGAAAUAAAAGAAAGAGAAGCAGAAAAUUUUCAAGAGGAAGAUGAUGUUGAUGUGAAGCCUGCUGCAAAAUCUGAAGCUCCAUUCACACAUAAAGUUGACAUGAAAGCUCGAUUUGAACAAAUGGCAAAAGCAAGAGAAGAGGAAGAACAGAGGAGAAUAGAAGAACAAAAGCUGCUUCGUAUGCAAUUUGAACAGAAGGAAAUAGAUGCAGCAUUACAAAAGAAAAAAGAGGAAGAGGAGGAAGAGGAAGGGAGUAUUGUUAAUGGCUCAGUUUAUGAAGAUGAAGAACAGCAAGCACGUUCUGGUGCUCCAUGGUUCAAAAAGCCUCUUAAAAAUGUAUCUGUUGUGGACAGUGAACCAGUAAGGUUUACUGUUAAAAUAACUGGUGAACCCAAGCCAGAGGUUACAUGGUGGUUUGAAGGGGAAAUAUUGCAAGACUGUGAGGAUUACCAGUAUAUUGAAAGAGGAGAAACAUACUGCCUUUACUUACCAGAGACGUUCCCAGAAGAUGAAGGAGAAUAUAUGUGUAAAGCAGUAAACAAUAGAGGAACAGCAGCUAGCACCUGCAUUCUCACUAUUGAAACUGAUGACUAUUAAAUAUCCUACCAUUUCUGGAGUCUUCCUUCCUUUUACUGCAUCUAUCUUUUUCUCCUGUGGUGGGGCCAAGAAGAAGUUGUCUAUCAUUCCUCAAGUGAAAUACUUUUCAGACUGAAAAAUGGGCAAUAAAAGUUUGGUUCAUUUGACACACAGCAAUGCAAUCUACAAAUGGUGGCUGCUUAUUUAUGCUACUGCAUUGCUUCAUGAAAUAUUCCAUAAGGCAAAUCAAAUUGCAUGAAAGUUUGCCAUAUGGUUCCAGAACCCUUUUACUAUGUCAACAUAAAAUAUGCAAUGUGGUCAAAAUAAAAGUCUUUAAUGCACUAAGUGAUGAGAAUACUUGACCACAGAAAACCUCAAUUUUAUUGUUUGCAGGUUUAAAUUUAUGCCAAAAUGACAUAGGGCAGGUUUGUAAUUUUUAAUCUCAUAGCCAAGACCAAUUCAUUCUACAAAAAUGUCUUGAUCAUGGCAAUUUGGGGGGCAAACAUGUAUGUCCUUUGUUAAACUGUUAAGUGGCUAAAAGUUAAUAUAGUGUUUAUUUAACAUAUGCUUUGCUUAACAUUUUCCUUUUAACUGCAUGGACAAAAUAAAAUCAAGAUUAUAAUGGCCUGAAGGCAAAUUUAUACAAUUAAAUUAUGCAUUCAGCUGUAAGUUAAAGUCCUUAAAAAUCAAACAUUGGCUUUUUAUAUUGUAUUAGAUGGUAGAUAUCAGUUCAGCAUUCCAGGAAAGAUGCUGGGCAAAUCUGCAUCAUAUUCAAUUUGCUAGCGUAAUAGUGGGUGGCUCUUUAACUUGCAUCUCAUCUUACAGAACUUACUCAAUGAAUCAUCUCACUGCUGUUUCCAAACUAAGUAACGUAUAUUAUUCAUAUAGUUAUAAACCUAGAACAGAUGGAUAAUAGACUUUUUGGGGGGAGGGUGCUAAAUAAAAAGCAGUUAACUAAAUUCCAUCACAGAUUAUGCACUGGAACUUCACAUUCAGUACAUUUGCAAAAUCUUCCAGUUGGUGUAGGCUUGUGUUUUACUGGCCAGAGCAAUUCAGGCAUAAGUUUUUAUGCAGGAGAUACAAUUUUUUUCUUAAAUAUGUACCAGAUUACGUAUUCUGUAUUCACUGGAAGGAUAAUAAAUAUGUUCUGUUCCUAAAGCUGAAUGUUUUCUUCAUUACCAAGGCUAUAGCAUUCAUCUUCCAUAGGUUUUUGGAGGUAUAAAUAAUAACCCCCCCAAGUAUUAAAUAAUGCAAAGGACAAAAUUUCAUCCAUUAGUUUACAUUUAUUGAGAACUCAUACAAAACAGUACAAUUAAUGUAUUUUCAUGAGUACAUACAUUGUCAAUAGGCAAGCUCAACACAACAUACUGGAAAGCGUAGGAUUUACCUCACGUCCAAGCUGCAUCUGCCUAAGAUACUUCCCAUCACAGUAGCCUUUAAAAGACAGUCUUCUUUUUUAACACGGGUAGUUUCUGCAGAGAACACUAUCUCAGGACGAAAAUGCCUUUCAUGCAUAUUAAGAUAAAGGUUGCAUAAAUGUAAGAGUUUGAUAGGGUACUACAAGUAGAAAAAUGGAUCUGUUGUACAUAUUCUGUAGGACCCAAUGUUUUACUUUAUAAAAAUCCUAGUACACAAAGAAAAAUGUAAAAUUCUACCCUCAAACUUAUGAAAUGUAUCCCACCAACUGACAAUAUUUUCAGAAGAAAGGAUUAGUGAAUGAUACAGCCUACCUAGCUAGUAAGAUCACUGAAGUGUAAUUUACACAACUCUAGAUAAAGACUGCUUUUUAACUAGCAAAUAUCCUAUACAGAACACAUACUAAAAGAUGAUCUAAAGACAUUAGUUGAAAUUAAGAUGUUCCUCUCUUUUAAAACAUUCAUUACUUUCAUUUAAACCUGGGAUUCAAUUAGAAUUUACAAUUAUUUUUUUCCUGCUAUAACACACAAACUGCACAAGAAAAUACUAUCUAUGGAUUGGGCUCAAAGUUUCCAUAUUGUGAGUAGAAUGGAACACUUCAAUCCAACCCUAUCUUUGAAAGAAAUUGGACAAACCAAAAAUAAAAAGCUACAGUACAAGAAGAUGCCU